Messenger RNA from Brassicogethes aeneus, 585 nucleotides. The record is from the annotation of a GenBank genome assembly. NCBI's taxonomy places the organism in Eukaryota, Metazoa, Arthropoda, Insecta, Coleoptera, Nitidulidae.
AUGGCUUCCGAAAUAAAAUCAAAAACAAAUCAACCAUCGAAUCCUAGGGAUUUUUUUCAAAGGAUCUAUGGGGAUUUGGAGGAUUUAAGUGGGACAAAAAAAGAUGAAGUUUCGGUUAUCAGAAAUUCCGAAUCGGAAUUGAUAGCGCCGAUCCCGAUUUUGGCGGCUCCAAUACCAUUUUUGAUACCUUCAGGGAAUGAACCGCAUCUCGCAGCCGCUGCAGCAGGAUUAUCUGCGUUUUGUAACAGCGAACAAACUUUGAGAUUGGAAAUAGAAUACCAAAGAUCUGAAUACAUCAGCAGAGGAAGAAGAUGCGAACUUGCAGAAUCGUUGAGACUAUCGGAAACACAAAUCAAAAUCUGGUUUCAAAACAGAAGAGCCAAAGACAAGAGAAUAGAAAAAGCUCACAUAGAUCACCAUUAUAGAAAAUUAUUGGGAGCUUUUCCUGGAAGUUUUUGUCCCGUUUGUCUUGAUGGUCCAUGUUUCCACGUUUCCUCCAUCAUACAAUCACAUUCAUUACAGAACACAAACGAUUCUAUAAGUCCUGUACCAGAUAAUAAAUAUAAUUUUAACGAUAAUGUAUGA